Molecule: messenger RNA, 6024 nt
Organism: Phasianus colchicus (ring-necked pheasant)
Lineage: Eukaryota; Metazoa; Chordata; Aves; Galliformes; Phasianidae
Source: RefSeq, a predicted model, not a curated record
CCGGUUUUUGGAAUCACAGCUUUGCUUUAUUCCUUCCUUUGCUGUAUAUUUCAGCCAGGAUUGGGUUGUUGCUAUUCAUCCUGUGCAGGCUGCAGCUUCACGGACAUCACAAACUUAUGCUACUGAGUUGGAGAAACACGGGAGGGUACUGCAGGAGAGCAUCAUGGGGCAGAGCUGGGGGUCAGCAAGGCAAAUCACAGAUCUGGGCUCCGGUAGAGGUACUGCAGAUCAGAGAUGUGUAGGAGCAGCUAGGAGCAAAGAAGUUCUCACUGCCCACAUGCUGGCCAUGUAAGCCUGACAUCAUCUCGGCUGGCCAGAGCCACAGUGCUGCCCUGUGAAAGCAAAAGGAAAAGCACAGCAGUGUCUGCAGUGCACAGGUGACUCUUGAUACAGCUGCAGGGCAUCCCAGUGGGUACGUACUGCAGUCAGUGCCAGCAUGGGGCCAGGAUACAGCAUCUCUCCAGCGUAUUUUUAGUUAUUUCAAAUCUACUCCUGUUGUUCCCUACCAGCUACAUUCCUCUCUUUUCCUUCUUUCAUAACCAGUAAUGAUGAACUCCCCAAAUCUCUACUUUCCUGUUGCUAUUUCACUUCAAAGUCCUAAGUUUGUCUCCAGGUUUUCCCAGGCAGCUCCGUGGAUGGUCUGACGACUGGGAUAAAUGGUGUGUCACUGGGUUACCAGGAGAAUAAAGCCAGAACAGCUGGGCAAAGACAAAUCGAGCAGGCAGGAGAACCUAAAACCUCAGCUUUCCUUUAUGAUUUUUCUCCAGUCUGUGGAGAAGAUGGGGGGAGGCCUCUCCCCCUCUCCCCUGCUGGUAGGGGGAUACGAGCUGGGAACCCCCACUCCCAUCCAUCCUGCCUCGUGGGAUGCUCACAUCUGGCUGACGUUGCACACACGCAGGUGCACACCCACACACACCCACAAUGCUGGGAAGGAGUUGUUUCAGAAACCAACAAGAUGAACAAUUAUCUCCUCUGUGUAAAGCAACAAGACCACUUCUCCACUCCCCAGUUUUGUCCCAGCAAUCUAAUAAAAAGGGAGAUUAGCCCCUCUUACAUCUCCUUAAUGCCGUCAUUUUAUUCACACUUUGCAAAGCAAAUAAACCAGCAAAUUGCUUGCUUUAAUGAGCUGAAAUUAAACUCGGGCUGCUGAUAAAAUGUCUUUCCUCCUUUCUGUUGUUGGAAAGGACUUGUCUGAUAGGCAGUAUACAGGAAAGAAGAGAAAACACAGCAGGAGCCUUAUUGAAUGUGUUUGAGUCACGGCCACUCUUCCUCAUCCCAGACACCUCCAAUUAGAUGGAAAGGGCACGUGGAUGUUGAGAAGGCUAUGAGGGCCUGCCUGGCAAGGUGCAUGGAAGGUCUUGUCUCUGCUCUUUGCUCACAGGAUGAUCCUGGUCCAUUAGCUCAUGCCUUCCAAUGGGCCGCGGGCUGUAGCUUCCCCAGCGACACAACAUGGAAAAGGCUGGUUUGUCUUGGCAGAGCAAUUCCAAACACCAGCUUGGAAAGGCAGCUUUUGGUUGAGUCAAAAUGGGAGUUAGAAGGGACAGAAUGAGUGCCUCCUGAAGAGAAUAUGCCAAGAUGCCAAGAAAGCACUAUCCUCAGGGGACACUGUGGCAAUCCAUUUCUGAUAGCUCAAUAGACCAGGACUAUCCAUCUCUGCCCUUCUCCAGCAUCUUUACAGGCAACAUUCACCUCAUGGGAUGCAGUCAGAGGAGCUGGAGACCAGGCUGGCCCCUGUGGCAGAGAACAGUGGAAACAUCCAGAGCUCUUGCUCCCAGCUGGAGAGAGCAAUGCAUCUGCUGGGACUUCCAUCCCAGCAAGAGGAACUUGGGGCACUCUCAUUCAGUCUCCUGCAGUCCUGUGAUGCAUCAUCAUUAUCUCGUGGUACCGAAGAGGAGAUUGGAGAGCAGAGAGAUUAGCUGAGUUGCCCAGUUCUGGGAGGGAUGUGAUGGCAGAUGGCUCUCAGCCCAGCACUGCUGCCCAUGUCUCUCAAUCAGUGAGGUAAACAGUCCUCCUCCCCUUCCUCGCUGGCUCUAAGGAUUUGAAGCUGAUGUAAGAGCUGAUGUGAGAGCUGGUCUUGCUAGUCAUGUAAUGGAAAUUCAAUCACGCUGUCAUGUUUCUAAUGGAUAUUUAUAUUUAGUGGAAAAAUGCAGGAAUAAUUCAAUGGAAAAUGUGAGCCAGGAAUGAGUUUUUCAUUGGUAAGUGAGGUUGCUGGCCUCAUAGGCUUCUUUCCUCAUUGGUGCAUGUCCAGUGAAGAUUCUUACUCGUUCUCCAGUGGCUGUUUUUGUCUGGGGAGGGAAGGUCUUGUCUCUUCUUCUGCAAAUAUUCAUAUUAUACACUGAAAGUUUGAGGGUCCUCCACACCUCUGCAUUAUUUUACUCAGGAGGGAGAGAUAGGUCCUGGAGACAGGCAGUAAGCCCCAACAACGGACAAGGAAAUGGGAUAAUGUCAAUCAACUUAAUGUGUCUUGUAGUCAAGGAGUGUCCUGAAACUACUGUUCAGGUUCCCAGAAACAGGUACAGGUGCUUGAUGCUGGGCUUUAUCCCAGAUGCUACACAGCAAUGCAGUCAGGAAGACACAGUGUCCUCAAUCAGCAUCCCCCUCAGUGGGCACUGCCACUGCACACACCAGCAUGCGAGACAGUCAGGAUUCCCCUCAGCAAAACAUUGCAGCAUCAAAUCUACAUCAGAGUGAGUUGUCUAGACUUCAUCUGCUCUCAGCAGAGAGGAACAGACACUUCUGGGGCACCACUCCUCUCCUCUGAAGGUAGACACUUAAAUAGGUCAGACGAAUGUUGCCCUGGAUGCACGUUGUUCUCUCCCCUGCCUAAAAUGUAAUGCUGGACAAUGCACUCAAAGGAGGAUGAUGUCUGCAGUUGAUGGCCACCUGCCUUAGUGAUGCCAAACACUGUAGGCUGUGCCCAAAUUAGCAAAAGACCCCUGGCAUGCUGGCAGCCAGAUUUAGAAGGCAAGCACCUAACAUUACGGAGGGUAGCUGGGUGCACGGCUAAGCAUGAAUUGUCUGUCUUCAUGUUCAGCUUGCAUUUUGUUUUGUUUUGAACAGGUGAACUGAGGAACCAAGCAAGGACAGCCAGCCCCACGGAGGCACGUGAAGAUGGGGACCAGCAUCAUGAUGGGCAGCAGAAAGAGAACAAGGAGAUGUACUAUAAAAAGUGAGAGGAAGGCUUGUCUCUGAGCCAAAGAUACUCCUUGGCACGGGCAUCCAAAUUCAUGACUCCCUUCCCAAAAUGCCAGAGACCUGGUGAUGCAGGACCAACCUCAGCCACCCAGGCCUUGAGAGCAGCCCCCGGCCGGUGGCUGCCGAGCCCCUUGGGCACCAAGGUCCACAUUCACCACGGACACUUCCCCCCGCAGCUCCAAGCCAUGAGGAGAAGAGAGAGAAGAACAAAGCUGCCGAAGGAGCUCUAACCCACGUCUUCCCGGCCCCUGCCUCUUCCCCUGCUUCCAGCAGACCAGGAUCCCCUUCUCCAUGCCACCCUUCCAGAUGGCAGGUCGCCGGUGGGCUGCGACGUCAGCCUUCUGCAUGUGUGUGGCAGCCGUCUCUCUCCUGCACGCUGGCGGGGUGCGGGCAGACUGCUGGCUCAUCGAGGGGGACAAGGGUUUUGUCUGGCUGGCCAUCUGCAGCCAAAACCAGCCUCCCUACGAGUCCAUCCCCCAGCAAAUCAACAGCACCAUCGUGGACUUGCGGCUGAACGACAACAAGAUCAAGAGCGUGCAGUACGCCUCGCUCAGCCGCUUCGGCAACCUGACAUACCUCAACCUGACGAAGAACGAGAUCUCCUACAUCGAGGACGGUGCCUUUUCAGGACAGUUCAACCUCCAGGUGCUGCAGCUGGGUUACAACCGCCUGAGGAACCUCACCGAGGGCAUCCUCCGGGGCCUGGGGAAGCUGGAGUACCUCUAUCUCCAGGCCAACCUCAUCGAGUCCGUCACCCCCAAUGCCUUCUGGGAGUGUCCCAACAUAGUGAACAUUGACCUGUCCAUGAACAGGAUCCAGAGACUUGACAGCAACACUUUUAGAGGCUUAAACAAGCUCUCUGUCUGUGAACUCUACAGCAACCCCUUCUACUGCUCCUGCGAGCUCCUUGGCUUCCUGCAAUGGCUGGAGGCCUUCACCAACAUGACACGCACGUACGACCGGAUGCAGUGCGACUCCCCACCAGACUACACGGGCUACUACUUGUUAGGUCAAGGCCGGACUGGCUACCGCAAUGCUCUGAGCAUGCUCUCUUCCCUUUGCACCGGUGGUUCCUACACUGUGAUCCCUCGUUUUAUCCCUCCCCGGUACCAAGUGACCACAGUGCCCUCCGAAAGCCCGUGCUCCGAGGAGGAGUGCUCCUCUGGUGAUGGCACCACCCCACAGUUCUCCCUCUUCACGCCCAUCGGUGAGACAGAGGUGCGGCCGAACAUCCAGGUGAAGCACCUCAACCACAACUCGGCCGUCCUCACCGUGCAGAUCCCCUACCCCUUCAGCAAGAUGUAUAUCCUCUCCCAGUUCGAAAACGGCUUCUCCUCCAUGAUCACCAAGCUCAGGAAGAAGGAGGAGAACAUCACCGUGAGCAACCUAGUAGCACAAAGAGAUUACACCUACUGUGUGGUCUCCGUCCACCAAUACUCCAAGUACAACCACACCUGUGUCACCAUCACGCCCACCAGACCCAACCGCAAGGAGCCGGUGCCCACUCCUUCCACUGCCACUCAUUACAUCAUGACAAUCCUGGGCUGUCUCUUUGGCAUGGUGAUCGUCCUGGGCGUCGUCUAUUACUGUCUCCGAAAGAGACGCCAGCAGGAGGAGAAGCACAAAAAGGCUGCCAGUGGCAUGAAGAAGACCAUUAUUGAGCUGAAGUAUGGGCCAGAAAUGGAGACCACCAGCAUCACCCAGCUGUCCCAGGGACAGAUGCUGGGCGGGGAGACUGUGACCCGCAUCCCCUAUCUGCCUUCCGCUGGUGAGGUCGAGCAGUACAAGCUCAUUGACAGCAGUGAGACCCCCAAGGCCACCAAGGGCAACUACAUGGAGGUGAGGACGGGGGAGCAGCCUGAGAGGAGAGACUGCGAGCUGUCCCUGGCACCAGACACCCAGAGCUCCGUGGCUGAGAUCUCCACCAUUGCCAAGGAGGUGGACAAGGUGAACCAGAUAAUCAACAAUUGCAUCGAUGCCUUGAAAUCUGAGUCCACUUCCUUCCAAGGGGUGAAAUCGGGGGCAGUCUCCACAGUGGAGCCUCAGCUGGUGCUCUUAUCAGAGCAGAUCCCCAGCAAGCACGGAUUCCUUUCCCCUGUCUACAAGGAAAGCUACAACCACCCCCUCCAGCGACACCACAGCAUGGAGGCAGCCCCCAAACGCUCCAGCACUUCUUCCAGUGGCUCCAUACGGAGCCCCAGGUCCUACCGCUCCGAGGGGUCGGGCCACAAAUCAGAAGCCAAAUACAUCGAGAAGACGUCCCCCACCACCGACACCAUCCUCACUGUGACACCGGCUGCAGCCAUCCUGCGGGCGGAGGCGGAGAAGAUCCGGCAGUACAGCGAACACCGGCACUCGUACCCUGGCUCGCACCAAGGGGAGCAGCACGACAGCAUGGCGGGGCGAAAGCCUUCCAUCCUGGAGCCUCUGACCCGGCCUCGCCCCAGAGACCUGGCCUAUUCCCAGCUCUCGCCGCAAUACCACAACCUGAGCUACACCUCCAGCCCAGAGUACACCUGCAAACCAUCGCACAGCAUCUGGGAACGCUUCAAACUCAACCGCAAGCGGCACAAAGAUGAGGAGGAAUAUAUGGCAGCCGGCCAUGCCCUGCGCAAAAAGGUCCAGUUUGCCAAAGACGAGGAUCUUCACGACAUCUUAGACUACUGGAAGGGCGUCUCUGCCCAGCAAAAGUCCUGAGUCCUCACACAACUCGUGACUUAAAGUAACUGGACCAAAAGAAAUCCGCAGCAGCUAUUUUUAUUCAGACUGUCUUUGAAACAAACAAGCAAGCAAACAAAAAUAAUGAUGAUAAACAAAACAAUAAAAAUA